Hyposmocoma kahamanoa is the source of this 1568-nucleotide messenger RNA. It is a transcript of the gene colt, whose product is annotated as congested-like trachea protein. The transcript has a single exon. Gene Ontology annotation, molecular function: O-acyl-L-carnitine transmembrane transporter activity. Gene Ontology annotation, biological process: mitochondrial transport; carnitine transmembrane transport. NCBI's taxonomy places the organism in Eukaryota, Metazoa, Arthropoda, Insecta, Lepidoptera, Cosmopterigidae. The coding region runs from base 74 to 970 and encodes 298 amino acids. The record is from RefSeq and is a predicted model, not a curated record. Gene Ontology annotation, cellular component: mitochondrial envelope.
AGACGAAACCUUGUAGAAACUAGUUUAUUGAAAUUAACUUUCCCUCAAGUGUUAUAGUGAAGUAUUGGUUAAAAUGUCAGAGAAAAGCAGCCCUGCAAAAUAUUUUAUUAGUGGUGGUUUUGGCGGAGUAUGCACUGUACUCGCUGGACAUCCGAUGGAUACGAUUAAAGUGCGGUUGCAAACCAUGCCACUGCCGAAGCCUGGAGAGAAAGCUCUUUAUCGUGGUACUUGGGACUGUUUCUCGAAGACUAUCAAACGAGAAGGUUUCUUUGGCUUGUACAAAGGCAUGUCGGCGCCACUCACUGGUGUCGCUCCUAUCUUUGCAAUUAGCUUUUUCGGUUUUGGUCUUGGUAAGAAGCUAAUCAAGAGCGACAAAGAUGAAGUUCUGACAAAACCACAGUUGUUUGCCGCCGGUGCGUUUUCUGGAAUCUUUACUACAUCUAUCAUGGCCCCUGGAGAGCGUAUUAAAUGUCUGCUUCAAAUCCAGCAAUCUGGUACCACAGCACCAAAAUACAGUGGCAUGGUUGACUGUGCUAAGCAGCUGUAUGUAGAAGGUGGCAUAAGGAGUAUUUACAAAGGGAGCAUUGCAACAAUUUGCAGAGACGUACCAGCCAGUGGAAUGUAUUUCAUGACGUACGAAUGGGUUAAAGAGGCAUUGGUUCCAGCGAAUGCAACGGACCAAUAUAAGAUGUUGAUCACAAUAUUCGCUGGUGGCUGCGCUGGUAUAGCUAACUGGUUAGUUGGCAUGCCAGCUGAUGUAUUGAAAAGUAGAUUGCAGACUGCUCCGGAGGGUACAUACCCUAAUGGUAUGAGAGAUGUUUUUAAACAACUAAUGAAGAAUGAAGGUCCAACCGCAUUGUAUAAAGGAGUAACACCAGUCAUGAUCAGGGCUUUCCCGGCGAAUGCUGCUUGUUUUCUAGGAUUUGAGCUUGCAGUUAAAUUCCUUGACUGGGUAGCACCAAAUCUCUGAUAGCAGUGGAAGUAUUAGAUAGGAUUAUCGCAAUACCAAUGCAAAGUGUAAAGAGAAUGUAGGUAAUAAGUUUCCCUUGAUAUGUUUUGUACAGGUAUUAUUUUGAAUGCUUUUGUAUCACGGCAAUUUAUAACUUAUGGUUUAAAUUUGCUUUUGUUGGAACCUAUUUAAUUAGAUUUUAUAUGUCGCAUAGAAUAUGACAACACAAAACAUAUUGUCGCCUUCGAAUGAAAGCCUUGCAUUUGCACUUUCACAUUUGUAUUUACUGACUUUUGUUGAAGAAAAACUUAUAAACUUCUUGCUCAAAUAUAUUAAAUUAAUAUAUCUGCAAGAGGUCUAAUUUAACUAAUUAAAAUGCUAAGUUAUCAACGUUAUUGUGUUUACUACAUUUUACACCACAUUUUUAUCUUCAUCCAGAAAAAUUAUUUAGAAAUCACAUGAGGUAUUCACUCUAAGACGAUGAUGUGUAGGUAUUAGAACAAUUUUCAGUUAUUUGUGUGUAAAGUGACAAAACUUUUUUUUUCUAAUUCAUUUUGUGCAACUGUUUUUUCUUGCUGUAAAGUAAUCUAGCAGACAAAGAACUUAUUGUAAGAGAAAU